UUUUUUUUUUUUAAUCUUUUUACAAUUUUAGUUUUAAAUUUGAGAUGAAUGAUCUAAAGGAUAUGGAUGAGAUUAGGGUCUAUUAGUGGUCUUGUUUUGGUGAAUGUGGAAUUAAUUUUCUUGAAGUUUUAGAAAGCUAUUUAAGAUUAACAUUCUUGUGGGUUAAUUAAGGGCAAAAAAGAUAAGAAUGUACCUUUUCUAUGUUUUAUGAUAGUAUAUGGAAAAGGAAGGCUAUUGUGGCCACUUUGGAUACAUUUUGAGGUAAUCUUUAUGCAUUUGGGGUCAUAACAAAGCUUAUGAGGAAAAGGAUGUUUAUUGCAGCAAUAUGGGAUGGGUUUUGAGGCAAUCUCUCUACGUUCAGGACCAUAUUCAAAUGUCAAAUUCAUUUAAGAAUUGAUGUAAAUAUUUUUCUCUACUCUGAGUUUGACAACUACACUGGAAUAAAUAUGGGGAAAGUUUGCAAUAUUAGUGCAAUAUGACCAGUUCUUGGGCCAAAGGAUGAUGAAGAUUGCAAAUUUUGGAAUGAAUGCUAAUAUCAAAUGAUUCAAGCUUUGCUAGGAAUGUUGGUGGUGUUUUAGUUGAAUCGGGUGUUGAAAUCCAACAUAAGCUAAAAGGAUUCUCUCCUGCUCAGAAGUUUCCGCAAGCUGAAUUUUCACCAUAUCAUAACACCACUUAUGAGUGGAACCCAAUUGGAUCUGGAAUCAUGUGGAAAUCUUAUAAUUUUCCUGUGUUUCUACUUUCUGAAAGUAGCACAUCAACCUUGCAAGAGAUUGCUAUGAAGAAUGAGAAAACAGAGAGAGCUUAUACUACUAAUGUGGCAGAAUUUGAUGUAGUGAUGCAGACAACUAAGGUUGGGACUCAUGAUUCAGAAUCUUGUUUGAAAGAAGAGACUUGCCUUCCAUUAGGUGGAUACAGUAGAAAAAAAAUGAGCUUUGCAAAUAGGAGUGAUGUUUAUUCUUAUGGUGACAUAACUAUUUUACUUCGCGGUGGAAUGCUCAGAGGGGGCAGUGUUUGGUCAGCUCUCCCACCAAUUGAUAGGUUAUCCUCAAAUCAGUCCAAGCCCAUUAUACUAGCAGUGGCUUCUAUGGAUGCUCAAUCAUUUUUUCGGGACAAAAGCCUUGGUGCAGAUUCCCCUAUAUCUGGAAUGAUAUCAUUGCUGGCAGCAGUUGAUGCCCUUUCUCAUGUAGAUGGUUUAGACGACCUUAAUAGACAGCUUGUCUUUCUUGUUUUCACUGGUGAGGCCUGGGGUUACCUUGGUAGCAGGAGAUUUUUACUUGAACUUGAUCAGCAGUCAGAUGCUGUUCAUGGCCUCAAGAGCACAUUGAUGCAUUUGGUCAUGGAAAUUGGGUCAACUGGAAGAGGCUUAAAUCAAGGAAACAAAACCUUCUUUGCUCACACAGAGGUUUCAUCUGCUUCAAAUGAAACUUUGGAUGCCUUAAAACUUGCCCAGGAGUCCCUUAAAUCUGAUGGUGUUACAAUUUCAACUGCUAACUCUUCAAAUCCUGGAGUCCCUCCAUCAUCCAUGAUGGCAUUUCUGAGAAAGAACUCUUCAACUUCUGGGAUUGUGUUAGAGGAUUUUGAUACCAUUUUUGCCAACAAGUUCUACCAUAGUCAUCUUGAUGAUUCAGCAAAUAUAAACUCUUCAGCGAUAGUGGCAGCUGCUUCUCUUGUUGCCCGGACCCUCUAUGUUCUUGCAAGUGAUAACAAGAAUUUAACCAGUUCAGCUCUAAGUGCAAUCAAUGUGAAUGCCUCUCUAGUAGAAGAACUAAUUAGUUGCAUGUUGGACUGUAAUCCUGGUCUUUCUUGUGAGUUGGUUAAGAGCUAUAUUUCAACUACCAAUACAUGCCCAAACCAUUAUGUUGGUGUUGUUCUUGGAGAACCUUCCUCAACACCUCACCCCAAUCAGGUUGACGACAUUUCCAGGUUUGUAUGGAACUUUCUGGCAGAUAGAACAUCAACUCCCAAGGGCGAUACUUCUGUUUGCUCACAGGAUUGUGGUAAAAAGGGCGGAGUGUGCAUUAGAGCAGAAACAGAUGGGAAAGGCGUUUGUGUUAUCUCCACAACCAGGUAUGUCCCUGCAUAUUCAACUCGCUUGAAGUUUGACUCUGGAACUUGGCAAUUGUUACCUCCAAACUCCUCGGAUCCCAUGGGGAUGCUGGACCCUGUUUGGACAGAGAGCAAUUGGAAUACGAUUGGUCUCCGGGUCUACACUGUCCAGGAUGCUGCUUAUGACCGACUGGUUUUGCUCGGAGGUAUCACUGUCACAGUCUUGGCUUAUUUAGCAAUACUACUUACAAGAGCCUACAUAACAAAGGCCUUGAAGCAGGAUUGACAGCUCAAGUCUUACAGAAUUUUUUAGAAAUAUACAAAAUUGUUAGGACCAAAUGUUAAAUAUGGUAACUGACGGUAUUGCACAUAUUGGUUUUUAAGGUUAAAAUUUUUGAAUCAUUUCAUGAAAAUUGAAAAAUUCUAGUUGUGUGUGGCUGUUCUGUAGAGGAUUAAAGCUGAUUGAAUUGAAGUUUUUAUUUUUCUUGACUGAAUUGUUAACAGGAUUUGUUACACGCGCAUUGCUGUUGAAUUUAAUA
This is a messenger RNA of Durio zibethinus, 2585 nucleotides long. The record is from RefSeq and is a predicted model, not a curated record. NCBI's taxonomy places the organism in Eukaryota, Viridiplantae, Streptophyta, Magnoliopsida, Malvales, Malvaceae.